This is a messenger RNA of Xenopus laevis (African clawed frog), 1353 nucleotides long. Its product is annotated as alpha-1,4-N-acetylglucosaminyltransferase. The transcript has 3 exons. The coding region runs from base 103 to 1119 and encodes 338 amino acids. The record is from RefSeq and is a predicted model, not a curated record. Lineage: Eukaryota; Metazoa; Chordata; Amphibia; Anura; Pipidae.
AUCACUGGAAAAGUAACUCCUCAAACACUUCAGGCUUAUGUUGUGUGACCAGCAAAUUCUCCUUAACUGGCACUGAUAAAACAAGGGUGAUCACCACAAGCCAUGUCUAUAAAAGGAAAGAUACUCUCGAUCUUACUGUGCCUAGCAGUAGCUGGCUUGGUCUAUAAGUCCACUGAUAAGACAGUUGGCAGGUUCAUGCCAUUCUUCUUCCAUUCAAAAAUUACUCCAGACGACGUCUUAUCCCCAGGGAACGGUAUCAUAUUUAUAGAGACCACAGAUCGAAUGGAUCUGCCCUCCCUAGUGUUAUGUGCUGUUGAGUCAGCAGCCCGCAUUAACCCUGACAGGCCCGUGACUUUCUUCAUGAAAGGGUUACCUGAUAUAAACUCAGCAGAAGAUCAAAGCCGAGCACUGAACAGUUUCCCAACCCUUGCACCCUAUACUAAUAUCUACCUUUUCCCUCUCCAUAUGGAGACUUUGCUUAGCGAAACACCCCUUCUGCCGUGGUAUCAAAAGGUUGACCCUAAGAAAGAAGUUCAUUGGGCUCAUGUCAGCUCUGAUGCCUCCAGGUUGGCACUGAUAUACAAAUUUGGCGGCCUUUAUAUGGACACCGAUAUCAUAUCAUUACGGCCUGUUCCAGUAGAGAACUUCCUAGUUGCAGAGAGUUCUCAGCUAUCCAGCAAUGGUGUUUUUGGCUUUAAUGCCCAUAGAGACUUCACUUGGACAUGCAUGGAAGACUUUGUCAAGAAUUAUAAUGGAGAAAUUUGGGGACAUCAAGGACCAGCCCUCUUCACUAGAGUCCUUAAGAAAUUUUAUUGUGAUAUUCCUCCAUUCAAGGGUGACGAAGAUCUCAAGUGUGGAAACAUCUCAUUCCUUAAUCCUCGUCGCUUCUAUCCAAUAGAGUGUCGAUUCUGGAUGAAGUUCUUUGAAGUAUGGAAUGCAUUUCCAACUUUCGAAGACACUUACGCUUUGCAUCUCUUUAAUUAUGCCAAUCGUGCUGAGCGUAGGGUAAUGGUUCCAGGAAGCAACACAUUGGUGGAACAUCUUUACUUGGAGAAUUGUCCUGUUACUUUUCAAGCAGUUUUCGAGAAAAAAAGUACCCACCUUACUAAUGUUCCAUAAAUCUAAGGGAAAGGGAUUGUGGUGGUGCAAUACUAGCCAGCAGUUUACAUUCAUGCCUUGAAAUUUGUUAACCAAACCACGUUAUACUCAUAAAGUCUUUGUUUGCACCAUAACUAUGCAUACAGUACACAGUGGGGUCGUCAAUACUAGAGCAUAUCAAUCAAGCAUCUAUAACAGCCCAUAACAUUGAGCAUGUACAGUGCAGUCAACUCAAGGGCACCCCAUUGACAGGGC